Vidua macroura (Pin-tailed whydah) is the source of this 2093-nucleotide messenger RNA. It is a transcript of the gene EPOP, whose product is annotated as elongin BC and polycomb repressive complex 2 associated protein. The coding region runs from base 1 to 1989 and encodes 662 amino acids. The record is from RefSeq and is a predicted model, not a curated record. NCBI's taxonomy places the organism in Eukaryota, Metazoa, Chordata, Aves, Passeriformes, Viduidae. The transcript has a single exon.
AUGUUCCUGACCUGCGAGGGCACCCUGGGGAUCGUUCCGGCCACCGUGGACUACAACGUGCAAGCCCGGCCGGGCCAUUUCCACGCUGGCUACCAACAGAUCGAAGGGAUCAGCUUGGGCUACUUACAGAUCAACGGCACCCAGAUGUUCGCGCUGGCCCAGGUGCUCAGCGACCUGUUCAAGGACAUCCCCAGGACCACCAUCAGCAAGAAGAUGGAAACCUUAAAGAUCAAGAGCCGCCGCUGUGACCUGGCCGAGCUGCGGACCCUCAAGGCCAUCAACUCGGUGCCCACGCGCGCCGUGAAGUGCUCGCUCAUCUCCAAGGCGGACCUGGAGGCUCUCUGCACCUCCUGCAAGAGCCUCCGCCGGAGGAAGAGGAGGAGGAAGAGCAGGAGAAGGGAGCAGCUGCUGCUGCCGGGCCCCGGGGAGCUCUUCCCCUGCCCGCGGCCCCCGCCCUGCAGAGCGGGCGGCUGCUGCGCUCCCCCCGGGCGGGCCGUGCCGCCCCCCGGCCCGCCGCAGCUCCAGCCCGCCCGGGGGGGGCUCUUUGCGGGUGUCCCGGCCGGCUCCCCCCGGCACCUGGCGCUGCUGCACCCCGCGGCCGCGCAGCCCUGCGCGCUCCCGGCCGCGCUGGGCGCCGCGGGCCGGCACCGGCGGGGCCCCUGCUGGCCCAGGGGGCUCGUCCCGCCCGGAGCGGGGCCCGCGGCCGCCGGGAAGGGCCGGUGCCGCGGCUUCCCCGCCUCCAAGCGCCAGGGAACGUCCGCCGGCUACUCCAGCGACUCGGACUCCAGCCUGGACCUCGCCGCGUCCAGCCCCGCCACCUCCAGCGACUCCAGCGAGGAGGAGGAGGAGGAGGAGGAGGAGGAGGAGGAGGAGGAGGAGGAAGGGGACAGCUCGUGCAGCAGCGAGGAGGGCAGCUCCUCGGAGUCGGAGAGCAGCUCGCUGUGCAGCGGGGACUCGGUGCAGAGCACGCGGUACCGGCAGGCGGCCCUGCCCCGCUUCCAGCCCCCCCGGGAGCCGCUCGGGGAGGAGCGGCCGGCGGAGCCCCCCCCGAGCAAAGCGCUGCGCCCCGACCCCGAGCUCCUCUUCCUCUCGCAGCAGCUCUGGGCCCGCACCCUGCGAGCCUCAACUUUGGAAAGUUUGAGCGCGGCCGCAGCGCCGGGGGCUCAGCCGGGGCUGUACGCGAGGCACGAGGCCUCCCCUGCCUCCUCCUCCUCCUCCUCCUCCUCCUCUUCCUCCUCCUCCUCCUCGCCCCCUCCCUCCCCGAGCCGCAGCACCCCCGGGGGGGCCCCGCCACAAAAGGAGCGCGACUUUGGGGACGCCGGAGGGAAGAAUUUGCACAAAGAAAGCUCGAACAAAAGCCCCUCGUUAGAGCGGCCCCGCGGAGCCUCCCCGGGGCCGGCGCCUUCCCCCGAGCCGGCCCCGGAGCUGCGGGCGAGCCCCGCUGCCCUCGGCGAGCCCCGACCGGAGCAUUUCGACCGCUUGAUCCGCCAGUCCAAGCUGUGGUGCUACGCCAAGGGAUUCAACGUGGACGGGAAAGGUUUGCGGCACGGCCGGGGCAGCCCGGAGCCCUGGAAGGGAGCGGAGCUGCGGUUCCAGCCCGGCGGAGCCGGAGCCGGGAGCCCCGCGGCGCUGCGAGGUCGCCGGGACGGCAGCGCCAAACGGCGGCGCCUCGGCAGGGUCACCGAGAGGCAGCGCAGCUCCUCCAAAGCCAGGCCGCCAAAAACUCCCAGGAGGAAUUCCAGGAAGGGAAACGCUCCCUGCAAAGCCAGCCCGCCUCGGAAUUCCUUCAGCCUGAUGGGCAACUUCCCCUGCACGCCCUCGCUGGUGGUGGGCGAGGACGGGGAUUUGUGCCCGGCGUCGUCGCUGGGUGGCAAAAACUCCUGGGCGCUGUCCAAGACGCACCCGCUGUGGCGGUGGCACCUGGGGGGCAGCGCCAUCCCCGUGCCCCCCAGCCUCAAGUUCCGCGGAGGGUCCCUGGAGGGUCCCUGAGCAGCGCGGGAGCGGACCCAGGACGGCGGGAGGUGCCGGGGGCCGGGAGCGGCGUCACCGCAGCCCCGCGCGGGGAACGGGCUGAUCUGGGGCCGCGCGGGGCU